UGUGCGGGGGGGGGGGGUCUACUGGCAUGAACACCAGGUCGUCCAUUACUUGCCCAUUAUUCAUACCUCAGUUUCAUGAAACCAACAUGGAGUCCCUUCCAUCACUUUCUCCCUGAAGCACCAAUACAGCUUAACACAGGACUGUUCACACUGGCUGAUUGGGAUUGGCCUGCAACUUAAGUAGUCUUCUAAGUCUUGGUUAAACACCGACUGAAUAAAAUCUGUAUUUCUGUAAUACUAUGUACCUUAAAAGAAAGGAAUGAAUGCAAAGUGGAAACCUGCAAUGUGUCAACUGAAAGCUAGAAUAUUUAGUGUCCAUUGUCAUUCUCUACAAAAUACCAAAAUUGUAUUAAUAACGAUAAGUCUUUGCGCCCUGGCAGCUGCACCCGGUGGCUCUGCGGCCGUCACCAAGCCACAAAACGAAUAUAUUGAGUUACGCCAGAAGCAGUAUGGCUAUCGUUUGGAUUACCAUAUGAAAAAGAGAAAGCAGGAAGGUCGAGAGGCUCAUGAACGUUCAAAGAAGGCAAAAAAGAUGAUUGGUAAGCUUUACCAUAAACAGCGCCACGCUGAGAAAAUACAAAUGAAAAAGACUAUCAAGAUGCAUGAAAAGAGAAACACCAAGCCAAAGAAUGAAAAGACUCCACAAGGAGCAGUACCUGCAUAUCUACUGGACAGGGAGGGACAGUCCAGAGCUAAAGUACUUUCCAAUAUGAUUAAACAAAAAUGAAAAGAGAAAGCAGGAAAAUGGGAAGUCCCUAUGCCCAAAGUUCGUGCCCAGGGAGAAACGGCAGUAUUAAAAGCUAUUCGAACAGGAAAGAGAAAAAAGAAAGCAUGGAAGAGGAUGGUUACUAAAGUCUGCUUUGUUGGAGAUGGCUUUACUCGAAAACCACCUAAAUAUGAAAGAUUCAUUAGGCCAAUGGGCUUACGUUUCAAAAAGGCCCACGUAACACAUCCUGAAUUGAAAGCCACCUUUUGUCUGCCAAUACUUGGUGUAAAAAAGAAUCCCUCAUCCCCACUAUAUAGGUCUUUGGGUGUUAUUACCAAAGGUACUGUCAUUGAGGUGAACGUGAGGGAGUUGGGCCUUGUGACACAAGGAGGCAAGGUUAUUUGGGGAAAAUAUGCCCAGGUUACCAACAAUCCUGAAAACGAUGGAUGCAUAAAUGCAGUCUUGCUGGUUUGACAGCACUUUCAGACAAGUAACUCUUGACAAUUACUGAAGGCUACUCACCAGUUAGGAAAACACCAUUACUGUGGUGGUUCUCUGAAUACAGCCAGAUGGCCUUACCUACCUGCAGCCAUCAAGAGAACUAUGUAUUCUAUUGUAAGCAACAUUAAAAUAGGCUUACUUACAAAUUGGUCUUUAUUUUUCGGUCUGUUUAGCAUUUAGACGU
Molecule: messenger RNA, 1391 nt
Organism: Panthera uncia (snow leopard)
Lineage: Eukaryota; Metazoa; Chordata; Mammalia; Carnivora; Felidae
Product: ribosome biogenesis protein NSA2 homolog
Exons: 1
Coding region: 260-727 (155 amino acids)
Biological process (GO): maturation of 5.8S rRNA; maturation of LSU-rRNA
Cellular component (GO): nucleolus; preribosome, large subunit precursor
Source: RefSeq, a predicted model, not a curated record